Messenger RNA from Malaclemys terrapin pileata, 1882 nucleotides. It is a transcript of the gene PGRMC2, whose product is annotated as progesterone receptor membrane component 2. Gene Ontology annotation, cellular component: membrane; endomembrane system. Lineage: Eukaryota; Metazoa; Chordata; Testudines; Emydidae. The coding region runs from base 198 to 863 and encodes 221 amino acids. The record is from RefSeq and is a predicted model, not a curated record. The transcript is spliced from 3 exons.
UUGGCCGGCUGCGUGUCUCGUGCGCGUUCUCGCGCCUUGGGUAGAAUUCUCGAGCCACGGCGGUUAAGGAACUGGGCGUGUCUGAGUCUUAUUCGUGAGUUUGGCGCGAGCUUGUGAGGGUGACGUGUCCUGCCGCUGACCAAUCGGAGCGAGCAGAGGAGGUGGCAGAAUGUGCCUCGCCCCCUCGCUCUUCCCUCAUGCCCGUAUUGGGCGGAGCCGGCGCUGGCCUGGCAGUGAUGGCGGACGAUGGAGAUGGGAAACUAAGAACUGAGGGUAGCAGCGGUGGUGUCCUGGGGGGCGGGGGCGCAGAGGAGCCGCCCCCGGCGGCGGCGGGAGGCUGGGCUGUGGGUGGCGAGAUGCUGCUGAACGUGGGGCUGCUGGCGCUGGUGCUGCUGGCGGCCUAUCGGCUCUACCUGCGCUGGGGGAAGCGGAGCGGCCCGGGGGGCGCGGCCCAGCAGAGCCAGGCCGCCUCCCUGCCCCGAAUGAAGCGGCGGGACUUCACGCUGGAGCAGCUGCACGAGUACGACGGGGCCCGCACCCCUCGCAUUCUACUGGCCGUCAACGGCAAAGUCUUCGACGUGACCAAAGGCAGCAAGUUCUACGGGCCCGAGGGUCCAUAUGGAAUAUUUGCUGGCAGAGAUGCCUCCAGGGGACUAGCAACUUUCUGUCUAGAGAAAGAUGCACUCAAAGAUGAAUAUGAUGACCUAUCGGACUUAAAUGCUGUACAAAUGGAAAGUGUUAGAGAAUGGGAAAUGCAAUUUAAAGAAAAAUAUGACUACGUAGGUAGACUCCUAAAACCAGGGGAAGAACCAUCAGAAUAUACAGAUGAGGAGGAUAUCAAGGAUCACACUAAACAGGAUUGAACUUUGUAAAAAAACCAAAGUCGGGGCCUUCAGAACUGCAACCUCUUAUUUUCCCCAUCAUAAUGUCCUGCAUCUUUGGGUACAGUUCAUCUGCUGCAAAAAAAACAUUCAACAGGUUUUGUACAAAGAAAAUAACACAAAUGAUUUGAAUACUAGGCAUUAUUUGUGCUGCAAAACUUUUUGUUGCAGUUUAUUUGUAAUGUGUUGUAAGGCUUCAUUUAUGAGAAGAGGCCAGGGAUGUAAAAGGUGUAAAAAAAAAAAAAAAAAAACACCCUACUCCUUGCGAUCACAUAGUCCAUACUUACAGGCUCUAAGCAAGUUUUUUUAAGAAAAUGACAGGUUGAGUUUUGUUUCACACGUUUUCUCCUUCCGCAUUAAAAAAUAUUUACUCAUGUACAUCAAUACUAGAAGUCUGGGCCACUGCAACUGGUGUUAAAAUGUGAAUUUCCAAAUUUGUUUUGUAUGGAGGCAGUACUAGCCCUGGCAGAAAAACUUCAGUUUUCUUGAGACAUCAUUGCAGAUUUGAAGGACAUAUAAGUGAUCUCUCUCUCAAAAGGAUCUGGCAAAACUAUCAGCUGAAGCCUGCCUUUUACCUGUCCCCUAAAUCAAAUAUUAAUUGUGCCUUAUUUCACUUAAAUAGACUUGAAUUGUUUUAAGGGAAAGCCCCCAAUCUGUGGUUUCAUAGGCACCAUUAAGACUGAAAUUAAAAUGUUCUAUUGACUAGCAAACCUUAUUGUCAUUCUGUAUAUAGAAUGGAAAAGGACUACUCAGUGUUACUGCCAUAUGUUAAUAUACAUAAACUUAAUUAGCAUUGUGAUGGCCAAAUGCAUUCCCUCAUGCUUCCUUUUAAAUAAACCGCCCCCCCCCCCAACUCCCAGGAGCCUAGCCUUCACAACGCUGUAGUGAGGGUGUGUGCGUGUCUCUCUGGGUGGGUGUCUGACUGCAAGACUUGGGAGGGAUUAUUUCUGCAGAUACUGUAAAUACAAGUACCAUUUUAAUAAAGCAUGUACAAUACCAAA